UAUAUUAAUCUUUUUUCAACUGCAACUAACAUUAACUGCAACUUUCUAUCUCCAGUACAUAAUUUUCGUCUUCUUAAUAACUUUUCCAAAACUAUUUAUAUGCAUUGAAUUAUCCUUCUGAUUUUUCAUAACUAUUAAUUUAUUUCCCUUUUUAAUUUUCUAUUAAUUCAUUAGUUCUACUCCGAUUGAUAUCAAAUAGGUAAAUAGUAUAUCCCUAUUACCAUUCAUUAAAUAAUUGUUUAAAUUUUACCAAUUAUUUCACUCCACAUUAUAUUUGAUUUUCCCCAAACAACUCAAUAAUAUUAAUAUAUAAAAAAUGGCUAGUAGAGAUCUCCCAAGAUCAUUCGGUGAGUUCGCCUUCGGUUGGACUAAGCAUUUAGCCGAUGAAAUGACUUGGAAUAAAACCCAAGAGCAAUUAAUUGAAGAAGAUUAUCAACCAGAUUAUAUGGAAAAGAAGACUAAAGUCACUGGUAAAUCUUUAUUGCCUGCUUUUGCUUCUGGGGCUGGUUUAUUCUCCGAUGGUUAUGUUAAUAAUUCCAUCGGUACGGUCUCCUUUGCUUUAGGUCAAAUUUAUGGUAAGACAUAUACCAACUCUUCUGCUAUCUCCAAUGUUUCAGCUAUUGCUUUCGUUGGUACCGUUGUAGGUCAGUUAUCCUUUGGUUAUAUUUCUGAUAGAUUUGCUAGAAAGGGUGGUAUGAUGGCUGCUAACGUUGGUUUAAUCAUCUUCACUCUUUUAUGUGCCGUUGCUACUUGGGGUACUUCUCCAGAAGGAUUAUUCGCUUCUAUUGUUGUUUUCAGAAUGCUUUUAGGUAUAUCUAUUGGUGCUGAAUACCCAACUUCUUCUGUUAUUGCUUCAGAAUUCGCUAAUAUGUUACCAGCUGGUCACAGAAACAGAUACUUCUGUUGGUUCACCAAUGCCAUGAUUGAUUUAGGUUUCGUGGUUUCAUCUUUCGUUCCAUUAGUUCUCUUAUGGAUUUUCUCUCCAAGACACAUGAACGUCAUCUGGAGAUUAACCUUAGGUUUAGGUGUUUUCCCACCAUUAAUAUUAUUCUUCUUAAGAAUGGGUAUGAACAACUCUGCAUCUUUUGAUAAAUUAAACAUGAAAAAAGCCAAAUAUCCAUAUCUUUUGAUCUUCAAAUUCUACUGGUUUAGAUUAACUGUUGUUGCUUUAAUUUGGUUUAUUUAUGAUUUCUCUGCUUACUCAUUUGGUCUUUACUCGUCUUACAUUAUUGGUGCUAUUAUUCCAGAUAACGAUAUCUACAAGACUUGGGGUUGGAAUGUUGUCUUCAACUUAUUCUACAUGCCAGGUGCUUUCUUAGGUGCUCUUGCUGCUGAUUAUAUUGGACCAAGAUUAACUUUAGCUAUUGGUGUUGGUUUACAAGGUGUUAUUGGUUUUAUCAUGGCUGGUCUUUAUCCACACUUAAAGCACAAUAUUGCUGGUUUCGUUGUUGUUUAUGGUAUCUUCACUACUUUAGGUGAAUUUGGUCCAGGUGAUAACAUUGGUCUUUUAGCCUCUAAGACUUCUGCUACUCCAAUCAGAGGUCAAUAUUACGGUAUUGCUGCUGCUGUCGGUAAAAUUGGUGCUUUUGUUGGUACUUACAUUUUCCCAAUUAUCAUCAAAAAUGCUUCAAGAGGUGGUACUGACCCAGACAGAGGUCAACAAAUGCCUUUCUACAUUUCUUCCGCUCUUUGUCUUUUCUCCGCUUUCCUUGCUAUCUUCUGUUGUCCAUCUGUUGGUCAAGAUUCCAUUAACAAAGAAGAUGAAGAGUUCGUCAAGUACUUGGCUGCUAAUGGUUAUGAUAUUUCUCAAUUAGGAGAUGGUACUUUGACUGAAGUAUCAUAUGCCCAUGAUACUGUUGUUGAAGAAUACGACGACGCAAAGAAGAGUAAUGAUGUUAACAUUAAGACUGAAUCUUUAUAGUUGACUAUCAUUUACGCAUAACAAUAUAGCUUCCUUUAUAAUUUUAUUUCUACUUUAAUACUUUAACAAAAUAUUUUUCAUUGUCUUGUAAAU
Molecule: messenger RNA, 2014 nt
Organism: Scheffersomyces amazonensis
Lineage: Eukaryota; Fungi; Ascomycota; Pichiomycetes; Serinales; Debaryomycetaceae
Product: glycerophosphoinositol permease
Exons: 1
Coding region: 317-1921 (534 amino acids)
Biological process (GO): transmembrane transport
Cellular component (GO): membrane
Molecular function (GO): transmembrane transporter activity
Source: RefSeq, a predicted model, not a curated record